GAAGCGACAACGCGGGAAAUAACCAAAACAAUAAAUAAAUAAAUAAAAUAAAAAAACGAUCACACCCCACUCCAGUAGAUGGCGGCAAUGCACUGCGUUUGUCAGCCGCCAUAAAAACCCGACUGAUGAAGGAGAAGAAAGAACCAAAACAGAGCGAUACAGAGAUACAGAGACAGACAGAUACACAGAGAGACAGAUACACAUACACAUACAGAUACAGAUACAGAAAUAGAUAGAUACAGAAAUAGACAGCGAGCGAGCGAGCGAGAGAGAGAUAGAGAGAACGAAAGAAAGAGAGAGAACGAAAGAAAGAGAGAGAACGAAAAAGGUUGGCUGGCAUGCUAGGAGCAUGUGCAGUUAACAUGUCGGUAGGCCUACUACACGACCAGUGUCGUUUCUGCGCAGACAAUUUGCGGAUAAAAGGCGUUAUCGCACACAGCAAACGCAUUUUCGAAAGGAGUGUGAACGAAAAAUCCCUGAAGGAACGCGUGGAAGAACUCGGCCUGAAGUUAAGCACAGACCAGCACAGAUCCCAUCGAGCCUGUUUGAAGUGCUACCGCUUGAUAGGGAAGCUGGAGGAAACGCUGGCCACUUUUCGAAAAUGGCAAGAGGCAGAAGUCGAGCCAAGCAGUUCUACAACAGAGACCGCAACAACGUCCUCCACUUCCCGGCAGAAACGGGACAGGGAGCCAACUCCCUCAAAGCAGCGUUCGCAACCUCCCACACCUACUGAUCCACCGGUUCGUAAACUACCCAGGCCAAGCACUGACAACGCCGAAAGCAAAUCACGGCAAAGUGUUACCGAGGUAGUUGUCCAUUAUCCUUCGAAGAACAGAAGUGAGGCUACUAUGUGCCCAGACGACACAGCACCCAUAGUUCACGCCAUUGCAAAGAAAAAUUGGAGCUGGGCUGCUAAACAGAUCACAAGACACAGAGAACUGUUUGGACCUCUUGCAGAAAACAUCCUGCAGGUCAUAGAAGAUGAGUGCAAGAAGAUCUGCAAUCCCUUCACAGGUUUCAUGCUGUCCAAAACAUCAGCUGAAGAUUUGAAGACAUUUUCCUUUGGGAAAUUGCAAGAAGACUUCAAGCGUGUGUCACCCUUUCUAUUUUCUAUUUUUCUUUGCAUCACCAAACAGUCAGCAAAUACCGCUUGUGCUGCAGCGUCUGUAGCAUUGAAAGGCAGAGAUGACCGCAUGUCAGCCUUUGCCUACUAUGUCAACAAUGUCCUGCAGUAUGCUGGGGUGAAGAAGGCAGCCUUUAAAAGGCUUGGCAAAUUGGGCAUUACGACAUCAUACAACGCUGCUAUUAAUAAGCAAAAUGAUAUGGCAAAAACGUGUGGGGAGGACUUCCAUACGCUGAAAGUAGCCAAUGAAAUCUUCCUCAAGGAGGAAAUGGAAGAGACCAGCAGAGCCAACUGUGAAUCAGUUCCAGGGAGUGACGCUUUUGAAGGGGCUAGCACACCCCACACAGAUGGAGAGACAGACACGCCGACUGUUGCUGUGAGAGACCUGGAUGUACCAACACAUGGCAUGAAGCAGGAUCUAUUGUCAGAUGGCCAAACGCUAAGUCUUCAGGACCCUGUCAUCACCACUACUCCGUUACAAAAAGACCAGCAGUUGGAAUCUGGUGAUGUCACAGCAGUGUCAGUCUUCAGUGCUGUAACAGACAAAGAUGUAGUGGACCUGGGUGUAGCAGUGUUGCCCACAGAAAUGUCUUCAGUGCCAACUCCGCCAUGUUCAUAUUCAGUUAUAUUUGACAACCUGGACUUCUUCAGCCACACACACCACCAGUCAAUCAGCCGCACAAACCGGUCAAUACACUGGAUCCACCACGUAGCUGUAGAAGACAGAGUUCUUGCCACCCAUCUCAGCAGACAAAAGCCAACCCGAUUGCUAACAGAUUACGACAUUGGUAAAUCCCUACCCAGUCCUGAGACCCAAGCUCUAAUACGCCGUGACUACAUUGUGCUGGGAAGCAGAAUCCUGACAGAGUACCUAGAAGCCUUCAAGCCACUAUCAUCCGUUGUGGUUCAUCACAUCCCUCAUCCUCACCAGGCAGAAAUGUCAGAGCCAUCAACGCACUACCUCCUAGGACUUAUGUUCAAAGAUGAGAACAAAUCUACAGACCUGGUCGAAGUCCUACAGCACUUCCAGAAAGAGUAUGUUCCACUGGGCCCAGAUGGACCACAGAGCAUUUUGGUUGGGGGCGACAGGCUGACCGAAGGCAAUAGUCGGAACCUUCAGUGGGCCUUUGCAGAAGGCGAAAAUCCAGACGACAGGUUGGAAGGCCUUGUCUUCAAAUUUGAAGAUUGGCACGCCAUAAAAAACCUUUUUGAGAUCUAUCAUCGGAUCUUUUACAAAGAGGGCUCGGCGGGGGAACAUGGGACACUCCAGGCCAAUAUGAAUAAGCUGAGAUGCAGCAAUGCGAAACGUGGACCACAUGCUGCUUUCAAUGCAUACAAAGAGUUUGUGAAAAAGGACACCACGGCUCUGUUCUUGGCUGCUGCUAUGGAGCACUUUGGGCUACAGAAAGUGUCAGAUGUCCCAGAUGGAUUUAUCCCCAAUGACAUCAUCACUGGGUCACAGGAGGAGAAAAGACACUGGCUGACCGAGGCUGUCUCCCAUGUCGUUGAUACAUUUGUCAUUUUACAGGACGUGUCCGACAUCGUCAGAGGCGUCACAGAUGCCACCACUGACCUGCCCAAACAUGAAGAGAAGGUCCUCUGUCGCGCACCAGAUUGUGGCCGCACAUUCAAGUAUAGAAAGUGUAGGGACAACCACGAAAAAAAACACCACGGCUUGCCUGGCUUGUCAGUCCCUCCUGAAGUGCCUCCUCUUCCAGGCAGAAGUGUCGUCUUGGUGGACCACAAGAAGGAACACUCGGAAGUGGCCCAAACCUCACAGAACAGACUGCAUACAGGGUGAGCAGGUCCCUAGGAAUUUGGAAAGAGCUAAUGGACAGAACUGAUGCGGAGCUUCAGAUCUCCAGAUCCACGGGCGCGCACCAUGUGCCUCGUCAG
Molecule: messenger RNA, 3019 nt
Organism: Engraulis encrasicolus (European anchovy)
Lineage: Eukaryota; Metazoa; Chordata; Actinopteri; Clupeiformes; Engraulidae
Exons: 9
Coding region: 339-2924 (861 amino acids)
Source: RefSeq, a predicted model, not a curated record